AUGGAAGUGGAAAAAAGCGCACUGAUGGAGCUUCCAAAGGAAAUACUGGAUCUCAUAAUGAGGAGAACGGAUUUUCAAACUAUCCAAUGCCUCCGUAAAGUGUCUCGUCCUCUUCGAGACUUUAUUGACGAGAAAAAGAUGGAAGUCAACUUAUUAGACCUCGCAAUUGAUGCAAGAGCUGGAUGUAUUGACAUGAUGAUAUCGGCUCCCCGUCUUUCCCUGAGAAUCGAGUAUAAGAAGCAGGGAAAUGAUUGUCUAGUGAGAUGCAACGAUAGAAGCCAGAAGGUAAUCAGGAACGAGGACUUCAUGAAAGUUGCUCGAAACGACAUCCGUGAUAUUCUGAAGCAUCACAAAGCAGUUAUGCGAGGAGGAAUGUUCAGCUUUCAAAACGAGUCUUUCCACUUCCGAAGUCCUCUUUAUUUUGACUACAUCACGAAUCUCAAAAAUGAUUUGCAAGCGACAAACGGAAAUCUUAAAAUAAAGCACAUUGAAUGCAUCGUUCUUCACGAGGACCAAGUGGUCGACAUACUACAACUUGUGGACCUGGAGCCAUUGAAGAGUAUUCGUAUCAUAAGUUAUGUCCAAAACUACGAAGAUAUUUUUAGUCUUAAUAGACUAGUUACCCUCCCCCACUGGAGAAAAGCUGAACAACUGGUCGUGUCAGGCUUCAUAGUGAACGCAUCCAUUCAAAACUUUUCUCAUUUCAAGAAGGCUGAGGUUUUUGUGUUCAAUAUGUCAAUCGGAAAAGUGAAUACACUGAAAAAUGCCUACAUCGCAUUGCCUGGAUUCAACCGUGUCUUCAUUGAGUUCAGACAUUUCUCUGAUUUCCCUAACUUCUUGGAAAACUUUGCUCAUCCAUUCGUCGAAGGACCCCAACUUGACAAUGACAUUCGUGGAUGGUUUUUUGCUAUUCCGAGUAGUGACAAAGCUCUUCAUAUCACUAUUCAUAGAAAUCAUGGGAUCACUUUCCGGGCUGUUGAGAGGCCGCCUCAAGAUAUUUUGAUAAUGAACUGA
Messenger RNA from Caenorhabditis remanei, 1014 nucleotides. RefSeq lists its product as uncharacterized. Gene Ontology annotation, molecular function: protein binding. Bases 1 to 1014 code for a protein of 337 amino acids. The record is from RefSeq and is a predicted model, not a curated record. The transcript is spliced from 3 exons. Lineage: Eukaryota; Metazoa; Nematoda; Chromadorea; Rhabditida; Rhabditidae.